AUGUCGUUCAGGAAAAAGAACGUCGUCCUGGGGCCAUCCACCAGAGGUCCUGUGAGAGAGUCCAUGGCUCCGAAGCAGGAAGCUCUACCACCGGCUGGGACUCGUUCAUCACCCCUUGACGGCCGUCCUACAACCUCCACCGGAACGGCAUCACUAGACCAACUCCUGGCAGGACACGCAGGGCUACCGCUUGGCUACAGUAUUCUUGUAGAGGAGUCUGGAACGACAGACUUCUCGGGCGUACUUCUCAGAUACUAUGCCGCCGAAGGUCUCGUGCAGGGCCAACAAGUACACGUGCUUGGCCCAACGGACGCGUGGAGAGGAGAGCUUCCAGGACUUGGCAAAGCCAGUGGCUCAAGUAAGAAGAAAUCGGCGUCAGCAUCAGACGAGAAGAUGAAAAUAGCGUGGAGAUAUGAGAGCCUUGGCAACAAUGCCGGACCAAGGACGAACAACAACGGCCUAGCAGGGGCUGCCGAAGUUUUCUGUCACUCUUUUGACCUCGGGAAACGUCUACAGCCUGGUGACAUCAAGGGCGAACUGCAUGCGACCCCAUCGACUGCUGCCAUGAGCUGGCUCCACCCAUCGGGUUCAGGCAGCUCUUCCCCUCUAGACACAUUUAUCAGCAACGUCUCAGCAAAGCUGAAGGCAUCACCGCCCGGUGCUAUCCAUCGUAUCGUAGUGCCGAGCCUUCUGUCGCCCGCACUCUAUGGUUCCUCACUCUGCCGUCCGGCGGAUGCCCUGCAAUUCUUGCACAAACUGAGAGCACUGCUGCGCCAGCACGAAGGGAUUCUGACGGCUAUGAUCUCGCUGUCUACCUCGUUAUUCCCGCGAUCGACGGGAUUUACACGAUGGAUGGAGCUUUUGUGCGAUGGAGUGCUGGAAAUGCUGCCCCUCCCGAGAAAAGUGCACAUCGAGCCCAAUACCAAGUCCGAAGACGUCGUGCAAGGUAUGCUCAAGGUGCAUAGCCUCCCUGUUUACCACGAGAGGGGAGGAGGUAUAGAGGGCCAGUCUUCGCGGGAAGACCUUUCCUUCAGAAUGAGCAGCUCAAGUGGGCUCAUUGUGAAGCCUUACGUUCUCCCGCCUUUGUUGGAUGAAGGGGAUGGGGGCCAAGGAGCCAAGGCAGAGGGGAAGAAGGGGGAGAAGCUAGACUUUUGA
Colletotrichum abscissum is the source of this 1155-nucleotide messenger RNA. Its product is annotated as paxneb protein. Gene Ontology annotation, biological process: tRNA wobble uridine modification. Gene Ontology annotation, cellular component: cytoplasm; transcription elongation factor complex; elongator holoenzyme complex. Lineage: Eukaryota; Fungi; Ascomycota; Sordariomycetes; Glomerellales; Glomerellaceae. The record is from RefSeq and is a predicted model, not a curated record. The transcript has 2 exons. Bases 1 to 1155 code for a protein of 384 amino acids.